AACUGUCAUUUCAGAUGUCUGCAUGAUCUUAUCUGUCUCAAUCUCUUCUUCAGAUCAUAUUUAUUUAAUUUGCUCCUGAAUAUUCAUGUUCACUGGUGUAUAAAUACUUUGGAGUGAUAGAUUUGAUUCCUGUUCCUGGAGAAGAGGGCAUAGGAGGGGUUUCUGAGUGCAGUUCUGCGGUCAGCCAGAAUCAUCGCCACAGCUGGCACGACAGAUUUGCGGCAGCCGAGAUGGACACGUCGAGAGAUCUCGGCCGUGCGACGCCCAUUUUUGGAAAUCUGGACCGUUCGUUUUAUGAAACCGGUCAACGAACGCAGAUUUCAGACUGUUUCGUGGUCCCCUGUAGCGCCGAUCGCGCGUUUCUCGACUCGUUCCGUUGUCGCCGUGUUGCAAUCGAGGCCUUCGAGCUGGGGAUCCCCGCGACGACGAGCGCCAGAUUUGGGCGCUCCUUUUUUUUCGCUGGAACGAAGCAUCUCACGGGAUCUGUUUCCAUCGCAAAAAAAAAAAAAAAAAAAAGCAAUGGAGCAGCGCGGUGGCAAAAAAUCUCUCUGGCAGUCUGCAUUCUUCACGAAGAGCGAAGGAUCCCCUCCGCUCGCGGCGGAAGCUUCCCGUCGGCGAAACCGUUCGCUCUUCGGCGCCAUUAGAUAGUAGGAGGUUCAUUUUCAGAGUAGGAACAAGAAUCCCUUUUCUAGUGAAGGUUUCAAGAUUAUAUGGAUGGUAAAGAAAACCUAAGCUCCACAAAGGAGAGUUCUGAUUCUGAGAGGCUUCCAUCUAUUUUCAAGUACAUUGCAUCUAAUUCGAUUUCUGGGUUUGAUACAACUCCAAGUCCUCGAAGUGACACUGCACAUUUUGAAGUGCCAGAAGUUAUUGUAGAUGACAUACAAGAACGACCGGAUAGUGUGGUCUUACCGACUUCACAAGAUCAAACGGGUGGGCUUUCUCAUGCACAUUCCAUUUCAAUCAGCAUGCCUUCAUCACCUACAGUGUUUCGGGCAGAACAUUCGUAUGGCGAGCUAAAAAAUCAUGUGACUGCUAACUCUUGUGUGCAUCAAAAAACGGAAGGCAAGUUUCACUCUCAACCGAUGUCAGUUGGAAGGUCCUACAUUAUAGCAACUCCCGAUGUUCUAACUGAGAACAAUAAAUUUAAGGACAAACGAUAUGAUUCUUUCAAGACUUGGUCUGGAAAAUUUGAAAAGCAGAUAUCUAACCUACGCGGUAAGCCACCAGAACCUGAGAUAGAAAAUUUGACAAAGAAUACUAAACGAGAGGUUGUGCCUGCACACCGCUUCUUUGAUGCAUUGGAAGGACCUGAACUUGACAAGCUCAAGGCGUCAGAGGUGUUGGUUCUUCCUGAAGAUAAAAAGUGGCCUUUUCUUCUCCGCUUUCCUGUGUCCUCCUUCGGUAUAUGCCUUGGCGUUAGUAGCCAAGCUAUCCUGUGGAAGACAUUGGCUACAUCAUCAUCCACAAGUUUUCUUCAUUUUGGUCUGACCGUCAACCUUGUUCUGUGGUGUCUUUCACUUGCGUUACUAGGCAUCAUUUCAUCUAUCUAUAUUCUGAAGAUCAUUUUAUACUUUGAGGCUGUCCGUCGCGAGUACUAUCAUCCCAUCCGAGUUAACUUCUUCUUUGCUCCAUGGAUAUCUUGUCUCUUCUUAGCCAUUGGUAUACCGUCUUCAAUUGGUAUCAAGCUUCAUGCAGCUCUUUGGUAUGUGUUAAUGGGUCCAAUUUUCCUACUCGAGCUUAAAAUAUAUGGCCAAUGGAUGUCUGGAGGGCGACGAAGGUUAUCAAAAGUUGCAAAUCCAUCGAACCACCUAUCGAUCGUGGGAAAUUUUGUAGGCGCUUUGCUUGGUGCCUCUAUGGGGCUUAAAGAAGGGCCUAUCUUCUUCUUCGCAGUCGGGCUGGCUCAUUAUUGUGUACUCUUUGUGACUCUUUACCAGAGGCUUCCAACAAAUGAAACGCUACCCAAGGAUCUUCAUCCGGUUUUCUUUCUGUUUGUAGCAGCCCCUAGCGUUGCUAGCAUGGCAUGGGCCAAAAUAACUGGGGAGUUUGGAUUUGGUUCGAGGAUUGCUUACUUCAUUGCACUCUUCCUAUAUGCUUCUCUUGCUGUUCGCAUUAACUUCUUUCGCGGUUUUAGGUUCUCACUUGCUUGGUGGGCGUACACUUUUCCAAUGACGGGUGCCUCUAUUGCUACAAUUCGAUACUCGGUCGAAGUCACAAACAUAUUCACUCGGAUUUUAUCAAUUGCACUCACAGCCAUAUCCAUCAUAACUGUGGCAUCUCUUCUAACUUCGACUAUGGUUCACGCAUUUGUGCUUCGCGACCUUUUCCCAAACGACAUUGCCAUUGCCAUUUCCGGAAGCAAGAUAAACCCAAACAAAAUGGAUUUGCCUAUACAGACAUCGAGUGCAAAUGCUAGCGACAAUGAAGCUUGUCAAUCUGCGAGUAAUGGAGAUCAUACUGGAACGCUAUCAAGCGAAUCAAAAGGACCUACACUUGUUUGAACAAAACAUGAAUGAGUUGACCUAAGCAUUAUGGCGAUGAAUGAUAUCUUUGACAUGCGAUCAGACCCGAAUAUCGUAUUGUUCAACGAGCACGUGAGUCGCGGUAACUUUGUUUACUGUGAUAAGAACAGGGGAUGAAGAUCGUAAAAUAUGGAAUAUGAUCAAAAGUCGAUAUGCUUUUUAUUGUGAGCUCUAUUUGUAAUUAGUUGAUUAUUAUGAAUAAAAGAGAUUUUAAUAUUUAGGAAU
Messenger RNA from Zingiber officinale, 2744 nucleotides. RefSeq names its product S-type anion channel SLAH2-like. Lineage: Eukaryota; Viridiplantae; Streptophyta; Magnoliopsida; Zingiberales; Zingiberaceae. Gene Ontology annotation, biological process: transmembrane transport; intracellular monoatomic ion homeostasis. The transcript is spliced from 7 exons. The record is from RefSeq and is a predicted model, not a curated record. Bases 711 to 2498 code for a protein of 595 amino acids. Gene Ontology annotation, cellular component: membrane. Gene Ontology annotation, molecular function: voltage-gated monoatomic anion channel activity.